AUUGUUUUUAUAAUACUAAAUGGAUAGAACUUUAGUGCAAGUAGUAGCAAUAUAUACAACUAUUAGAUUCCAAUUCUCAAUGGAAUCACACUCCUCAAUUUUACCAUUACUUGCCAUUAUCGUCAUCUUCUUCGUCAUCUUUCUCUUUUCGCCACAAACACAUAGCAAUACUUUAUAUUAUACAUUUCUUCAUCAUUAUCACUAUACUAUUUUUCCUUAAUGUCGGAGCCGGAAGAAGAAAUGAAUCUCAUUUUCCGUCCACCUCCGCCGACGGCGCAGCAUCAGCCGCCGCACAAUCAACGAGAGUCGUCGGCAUCGUUGAUGAUGAUGGAUCUCGAUUUAGAUCUCGACUCUUCCUGGUCGUUCGAUCAGAUCUUCGCUGCUGCAGCAGCUUCGAAUCCUAUGUUCGCUGCAGCUGAACAACCUUCUUCUCCACUUUGGGCGUUUUCUGAUGAAAAUGAAGAUAAACCGACUACUACUAACGGAAAUGCUAUCGCCGGAGCCGGCGUCGGCAGUUUACGGAUUUCUAGCUACCCGAGAUUUCUUACUACUUAUAUUAGUGAACAUGAGGCUGCACCUGAAACUUUGUCUGUUACCGAUGACAAGAAAAGAAUCCCUCCACCAAAUAUGGGAUUAAAUCCUUUAGAUUAUCAGGAUGGUUCUUGCAUAAUCAAGGAGAGGAUGACACAGGCACUUCGAAACUUAAAGGAAUCAACGGGAGAGCGUGUGUUAGCUCAGGUUUGGGCACCUGUUAAGAAUGGGAGUCGUUAUGUGCUUACAACUUCAGGACAACCCUUUGUUCUUGAUCCAGACUGUAAUGGGCUUCAUCAAUAUCGAAUGGUUUCUUUGAUGUAUAUGUUUUCUGUGGAUGGGGAGACUGAUGGAGUUCUAGGACUCCCAGGCCGUGUGUACCGGAAAAAGUUGCCAGAAUGGACUCCAAAUGUGCAGUAUUAUUCCAGUAAAGAGUUCCCUCGUCUUAAUCACGCCCUGCAUUACAAUGUUCGAGGAACUUUGGCAUUACCAGUAUUUGAACCAUCUGGUCAGUCUUGUGUUGGUGUACUGGAGCUCAUAAUGACCUCCCAGAAAAUCAACUAUGCUCCUGAAGUUGAUAAAGUAUGCAAAGCACUCGAGGCAGUGAAUCUGAAAAGUUCAGAGAUAUUGGACUACCCAAACCAUCAGAUCUGUAAUGAAGGUCGGCAGAAUGCAUUGGUCGAAAUCUUGGAGAUAUUAACAGCUGUAUGUGAAACUUAUAAAUUGCCUUUGGCUCAGACGUGGGUUCCAUGCAGGCAUCGCAGUGUUCUGGCUGAUGGCGGCGGGUUUAAAAAGAGCUGUAGUAGCUUUGAUGGAAGCUGCAUGGGACAAGUCUGUAUGUCCACGACAGAUGUGGCGUUUUAUGUGGUUGAUGCUCACAUGUGGGGUUUCCGCGAGGCCUGUGCUGAGCAUCACUUACAAAAGGGACAGGGAGUUGCUGGAAGGGCAUAUGCUUCUCAAAAGUCAUGCUUUUGUGAAGAUAUCGGACAGUUUUGCAAAACGGAGUACCCCUUGGUGCACUAUGCACGUUUGUUUGGGUUGUCCCGCUGUUUUGCAAUCUGCUUACGGAGCACUCACACUGGCAAUGAUGAUUAUAUUUUAGAGUUUUUUCUGCCACCAAAUGAUGGAGACUACACCGACCAGUUUGCUUUGCUGAACUCACUCUUAUUGACGAUGAAGCAGCACUUUAGGAGUCUUCGGGUUGCUUCUGGAGAGGAACUUGAGCAUGACUGGGGAUCAGUUGAGAUUAUCAAAGCAUCCGCAGAAGAAAAACUUGGUUCGAGGUUUGAAUCUGUGCCAACCACCAAGUCUCUUCCUCAGCCUGCUAGUGUAGCAAAUGGAAGGACGCAUCCUGAUCUAAUGGAAGAGCAGCAGUCACCUGUGGCAUUGAAUGGGGCAAAAGGUGCCGAGGGCGUAAAUGGUACAGCUGAGGCCCAUAAUCAUACUUCUUUCUCUGAGAAUAAACCGACUGGUAAGAAAUCAGAGAGAAAACGUGGAAAAGCCGAGAAAACAAUAAGCUUAGAGGUUUUGCAACAGUAUUUUGCUGGAAGUCUAAAGGAUGCUGCGAAGAGUCUUGGUGUUUGUCCAACUACAAUGAAGCGCAUUUGCAGGCAGCAUGGAAUCUCUAGAUGGCCAUCUCGCAAGAUAAACAAGGUUAACCGGUCCCUUUCAAAGCUAAAACGUGUAAUUGAAUCUGUGCAAGGAGCUGAUGGAACAUUCAGUCUGACUUCACUUGCACCAAAUUCACUUCCUGUUGCUGUUGGUUCUAUUUCUUGGCCUGCAGGCAUGACUGAUUCGCCGUGUAAAGCUUCCGAGUACCAUGAAGAGAAGAAUGAGUUCUCCAACCAUGGAACACCAGCAAGUCAUGAAGAAGCUGAACCCUCAAAUCAAAUGCUGGGAAGCAGGAUUAUUGGGAACGAAGAGCUCUCUCCGAAGCAGAAUGGUUUUGUGCGUGAAGGGUCACACAGAUCCAGAACUGGGAGCUUCUCGAGAGAAGAGAGCACGGGGACACCUACCUCCCAUGGAUCAUGCCAAGGGAGUCCUUGCGCUGCAAAUGAGUCCUCCCCUCAGAAUGAACUGGUCAAUUCACCUACACAGGAGUCGGCCAUGAAAGUGGAAGGCUCUUUGGAACCAGCUCGACAGGCCACAGGAGAAACGAAUUUGUCCACCGCAUUCCUAAUGCCUGGGCUUUAUAUUCCAGAACACAACCAACAAUCAUUUAAGGGAAUGCUAGUUGAGGAUGCAGGCAGCUCACAUGAUCUGAGAAAUCUUUGUCCGGCUGGAGAUGUUAUGUUUGACGAACGUGUCCCCGAACACAGCUGGACAAACCCACCAUGUUCAAAUGGAAGUGCUAAGGAUCAGGUUCCUCUUCCUGCCGAGAAGAUGCCACAGUUUUCUACCAGGCCCGAAGUAACAUCCGUUACGAUAAAAGCAACAUAUAGGGAAGACAUCAUAAGAUUUCGUCUUUGUUUGAGUUCCGGUAUAUUUAAGUUGAAGGAGGAAGUAGCCAAGAGGCUAAAGUUAGAGGUGGGAACUUUCGAUAUCAAGUACCUAGAUGAUGACCACGAGUGGGUUUUAAUCGCGUGUGAUGCAGAUCUACAAGAAUGCGUCGAUAUCUCAAGAUCAUCAGGUAGCAAUGUAGUAAGAUUGUUAGUUCAUGAUAUAAUGCCCAAUCUUGGAAGCUCCUGUGAGAGCUCUGGCGAAUGAUCAGAAUUAGGUUGUAAAUAUAUAAAAACUAGUAAAACCAUUCUUGUAGUGCUAGGGUUUUUGUCCAUGUGGAGUGUAGGUUUUGGUUAUGUCAGGUCCUCUGUAAUUGUAGAAAGUUUUCUUUUCAAUUGUAUUCAUCUUGUAAGCCUAAGAAAAUAAGUUUUUAUGCUUUUGUUGGUGCAA
Messenger RNA from Capsicum annuum, 3420 nucleotides. Its product is annotated as protein NLP7. The coding region runs from base 220 to 3237 and encodes 1005 amino acids. Gene Ontology annotation, molecular function: DNA-binding transcription factor activity; protein binding. The transcript has 5 exons. The record is from RefSeq and is a predicted model, not a curated record. Lineage: Eukaryota; Viridiplantae; Streptophyta; Magnoliopsida; Solanales; Solanaceae.